AUGCUGAAUGUGCAACUUGAACGUAGUCUUCAACUCCAACACGCAUUCAAACUGCACAGCCAACAACGAAUCACAGAUGCCGUGUUCAAUCCGCUAGUAAUUGCCGUGUUCAAGGCGUUAUUUACGCGCUUGUACUUGAAGAAGCAGUUCCAGCAUCGAUUUCAGCCUUCGUCUUGA
Phytophthora nicotianae INRA-310 is the source of this 177-nucleotide messenger RNA. RefSeq lists its product as hypothetical. Bases 1 to 177 code for a protein of 58 amino acids. The transcript has a single exon. The record is from RefSeq and is a predicted model, not a curated record. Lineage: Eukaryota; Oomycota; Peronosporomycetes; Peronosporales; Peronosporaceae.